CUCACACUGCCUUGUGCAGGAGAGACAUUUCAGCGAGAGCCUGCUCCAGUCGAUCCCAGCACCCAUUCUCCUCCGGGCCGUCUCCAGAACCCUCUCCCAUGGCUAACGACGGCGUGGAUAAGAGCGAGGAGACCGAGCAUAUGAUCGAGAAGGAUGCGGCCAGGGAGCGCAGCAAUGUGCUGGGGGACACCAAGGAGAUUCGAGCCGUCAUCCUGUCCGGAUUUGGGGGUUUAAACAAGCUGCGGGUGGCCAAGAAAGCGAUGCCCGAGCCCCAGGAAGGAGAGGUGAAAAUCCGAGUCAAGGCCUGUGGCUUGAAUUUCAUUGACUUGAUGGUUCGACAGGGCAAUAUUGAAAACCCACCAAAGACACCAUUGGUUCCUGGCUUUGAGUGCUCUGGCAUUGUGGAAGGCUUGGGUGACAACACAAAAGGCUUUGAGAUCGGAGACAGAGUCAUGGCGUUUGUCAAUUACAGUGCCUGGGGUGAAGUGGUCUGCACACCAAUGGAGUUCGUGUACAAGAUCCCAGAUGAGAUGGGCUUUGCAGAAGCAGCAGCUUUCCCCAUGAACUUUGUGACUGCCUACAUGAUGCUGUUUGAAGUGGCAAACCUCCGAGAAGGAAUGUCAGUGCUACUGCACUCAGCUGGAGGAGGAGUGGGCCAGGCUGUUGCUCAGCUUUGCUCCACCAUUCCAGAUGUGACUGUGUUUGGAACAGCCUCCUCCUUUAAGCACGAAGCUAUCAAGGAUUCCAUCACUCAUCUCAUUGACCGGAAUGCAGAUUAUGUGCAGGAUGUGAAAAGAAUUUCUCCCGAUGGAGUCGACAUUGUCCUGGAUUGCCUGUGUGGUGAAAAUACUGGGAAGGGUCUUGGGCUCUUGAAACCACUUGGAACAUACAUUCUGUACGGCUCAUCAAAUAUGGUUACCGGAGAAACAAAAAGCUUCUUCAGCUUUGCCAAAUCAUGGUGGCAAGUUGAGAAGGUGAACCCCAUAAAACUCUAUGAAGAGAACAAAGUCAUUGCUGGAUUUUCAUUGCUUAACCUCCUCUUCAAACAAGGCCGUGGAGCCCAAGUGAAAGCAGUGAUAGAUAAGCUCAUGUUGCUGUAUAAGGAGAAGAAGAUCAAACCUUUAGUGGAUUCAUUAUGGGCUCUGGAGGAGGUGAAGGAAGCCAUGCAGAGAAUCCAUGAUAGAGGAAACAUAGGGAAACUUAUCCUGGAUGUCGAAAAGUCCCCAACUCCUUUGAUGGCAAAUGACAGCACAGAGACCAGUGAAGCAGGCGAGGAGGAGGAAGAUCAUGAGGGAGACAAUGGAAAUAAGGAGCGCAUGCCCUUUAUCCAAUAGCUGCCUUGGCCAGGGGAGAGAAAAGAAGUUUAAACAAAAACCUACCUGUUUGAAUUUUCUCUUUGUUAGUUGCUGGAGCCAAGAACAAUUUGAGGAGAUGUCCCUGGUGCGCAAGUGAACAAAUGCUGUUGUACUGUGUGUAUUUGUGUCUGUCUGCAGUCAGCCAAGCUACAAGCUGUUUGAAUCUUAGUGACCUGAACUGCUAAAGUGCCAUAUCCUUUUCAGUGCAGUAUUAUGAGCAACAUUCUGUGUUAAGAUCAAUUGAGGAAGAGAUUCAUUGUGUUAUUGCUUCUUCUUAUAUUUAAAGUGGGCACAGUUCUGUCUUCUGUGAAUUUCUUGCAAUUUUUAGUAUGUACCAUUUAAGUAUUUUAUUUUCUCUCUGUGUUGAUUUCUUGUGCAUGGUUCUGUUAAUCUGUUAGUGCCUGUAUUUAUUCUGUUAUACAUCACUGACCAGCGACCAUUCAACACGUGAACGUUAAGUAUUCAAAGACAUGCAUCUUUCACCAGUACAAGUGACAGGAACUGCUUCUGAACUUACCUUACUGAGAAAACGAAAAAUGCAUAGACCUAUUUAUCAGCUCAAAAGCCUAAAUGAUGUGAAUGGAGAUCUCAAUUUGUUUACUUGUUGCAUUGGUUGCAUUAGUGCUUUUGUUAUU
Messenger RNA from Hemiscyllium ocellatum (epaulette shark), 1990 nucleotides. RefSeq names its product synaptic vesicle membrane protein VAT-1 homolog-like. The record is from RefSeq and is a predicted model, not a curated record. Lineage: Eukaryota; Metazoa; Chordata; Chondrichthyes; Orectolobiformes; Hemiscylliidae. The transcript has 9 exons. The coding region runs from base 99 to 1334 and encodes 411 amino acids. Gene Ontology annotation, molecular function: zinc ion binding; oxidoreductase activity.